UGGAUCUGCCGCUGCUUUCAAUGUAAUCCUGUCUCUCCCGGCACACAGUCGUCCGACAUGGCGACUAUGAAGAAGGCUUUCUACGGAGCGGGCAGCAUCUAAACUCAAACUGGCUCCAAAGAGCAGUAGAAACUACGCCUGGAAGUGGAUGUAAAGCCCUCCGUUCAUUCGGAUAUAUACACCGGACAACUGCCCACAUUAUUUACGGAAAGGCUGGAUGACAGCAGAGCGGACCACCAUGGUGGUGCCAGAGAGGGAACCUUUGGGCCCGAGGCCGUCCCCGGGCCAGCGCCUAGGGGCCCCGGAGACUCUGGGCAUCAGCACCCUGGACCCCGGCCACCGGCCCCCCGCCAUGCCCCCGGGGAGACACGUCGCCGUCAGGGUCCGCAUGCUCGACGACACGGAGGAGAUCUUCGACAUCUCGCUACGUGCCUCGGGCAAGGUUCUGUUUGACCUCGUGUGCUCCCACCUCAACCUCAUCGAGGGCGACUACUUUGGUUUGGAGUUUCACGACCAUCGCAAGAUGAAUGUCUGGCUGGAUCUCCUGAAGCCAAUCAUGAAGCAGCUUAGACGACCCAAACACACGGUCCUGAGGUUCGUGGUCAAGUUCUUUCCUCCCGAUCACGCCCAGUUACUGGAGGAGUUCACCAGGUACCUGUUUGCCCUGCAGGUCAGGCAGGAUCUGGCUUGUGGACGACUGACUUGCAACGACAGUAGCGCCGCCCUGCUGGUCUCCAACCUCAUCCAGUCUGAGAUCGGGGACUUUGAGGAGACCCUGUGUCGGUCGCACCUCCUCAACAACAACUACAUUCCAGACCAAAUGGCCCUGAUUGAUAAGAUCAUGGAGUUCCACUCUAAGAAUGUGGGCCAGACGCCGGCGGAGUCCGACUUCCAGCUGCUGGAGGUGGGCCGCAGGCUGGAGAUGUACGGGGUACGACUGCACCCGGCCAAGGACCGCGAGGGCACCAAGCUGAGCCUGGCCGUGGCGCACACAGGGGUGCUGGUCUUUCAGGGACACACUAAGAUCAACGCCUUCAACUGGUCCAAGGUGCGCAAGCUGAGCUUCAAGAGGAAGCGUUUCCUCAUCAAGCUGAGGCCAGACCUGAAUAAGAGCUCCUACCAGGACACGCUGGAGUUCCUCAUGGCCAGCCGGGACUGCUGCAAGGUGUUCUGGAAGAUCUGCGUUGAGUACCACGCCUUCUUCCGCCUCUUCGAGGAGCCCAAGCCCAAACCCAAGCCCGUGAUCUUCACCAGGGGCUCCUCCUUCAGAUUCAGCGGGCGCACCCAGAAGCAGGUGAUUGAUUACGUGAAGGAGUCCGAGUUCAAGAAGAUCCCCUUCGAAAGGAAACACAGCAGGGUCCGACACAACAGCCGGCUCUCUCCCCUGCCUUCCCCACGCCGACCAGAUGUGCCAAAAGAAACCGUGAGCAGCGCCCCUGUCGAGAGGCUGGACACGCCCCCCCGGCGCCACUGGAAGGAGUCCGUGCUGGUGAGCGCCGAGGACCCCUCGGCCCUCGGGCCCCGCCCCAGCCCCGCCUCCCAGAGGACCGGGCGCGAGGACCAGCCCAUCCCCGGAGAGGAGGACCCCCCGGGGCCCACCAGACCGCCGGAUCAUCUGAACCCAGGCGCGGUGUCUAACAGCCCCCACCUCUCCGCCUCCUCGGGGGCGUCCCAGUGUCUGGUCAACGGCACCCAGAGUCCGGACGGGCGCCCGCCCUCGCCCCUCACCAGCCCCCUGCUCCACGACGCCGGCAGCGUCCGCACCGACGACGAGGACGAGGUUCGCAGGAAGAGGUUCCCUACCGACCGGGCCUACUUCAUCGCCAAGGAGCUGCUGACCACAGAGAGGACCUAUCUGAAGGACCUGGAGGUGGUGACUGUGUCUUUUCAGAACGUGGUGGGGAACGACGAGGCCACCCCCGACUCCCUGAAGGCCAGCGUCUUCUCCAACCUGGACCCACUGUACCAGUUCCACUCCCACUUCCUGAGGGAGGUGGAGCAGAGGCUGGCGCUGUGGGAGGGCCGCUCCAACGCCCACAUCAAGGGAGACUACCAACGCAUCGGGGACGUGAUGCUCAAGAACCUGCAGGGGCUGAAGCCGCUGACGGCCCACCUGCAGAGGCAGGCCGAGGUGCUGCUGCAGCUGGAGGAGGCGUGCCGGGCCUCGCGCCGCCUGGAGGCCCUCUGCAGGGACUUUGAGCUGCAGAAGGUGUGCUACGUGCCCCUCAACAUGUUCAUCCUGCGCCCGCUGCACCGCCUGUCCCACUACAAGCAGAUCCUGGAGCGCCUGUGCAAACACUACCCGCCCACACACGGGGACUUCAGGGACUGCAGAGCUGCUCUGGCCGAUGUGUCUGAGGUGGUGGACCAGCUCCAGGGCAGCGUGAUCAAGAUGGAGAACUUCCAGAAGCUUCUGGAGCUCAGGAAGGAUCUGAUUGGUGCCGACAAUCUAGUGGCUCCAGGAAGGGAGUUCAUCAGGUUAGGAUGCCUCAACAAGCUGUCUGGGAAAGGCCUCCAGCAAAGAAUGUUUUUCCUGUUCAAUGACGUCAUGCUGUACACAAGCCGGGGGAUGACGGCCACCAAUCAGUUCAAAGUGCACGGGCAACUGCAGCUCCGUGGCAUGACAAUCAGGGAGAGUGAGGAUGAAUGGGGUGUUCCUCAUGCCUUCACCCUGAAUGGACAGCGCCAGUCAGUAGUCGUGGCAGCCAGCUCUGGGACAGAGAUGGAGAAGUGGAUGGAGGACAUUAAGAUGGCCAUCGACCUGGCAGAGUCCUCCAACGGCCUCUCCUGUGACCAGCCGGCCCGCUGCCUGACCGACGGCAAAUCCCCCGAGGACUCCUCGGCGGAGGCGGAGUCAGAAAACGACCUGUCGGCGUCGCGCUCGUCCCUGGAGCGGCCGGCCCCUCACCGUGGUAACACCACGGUGCACGUGUGCUGGCACAGGAACACCAGCGUGUCCAUGGUGGACUUUAGCAUAGCUGUGGAGAACCAGCUCUCUGGGAACCUGCUGAGAAAGUUCAAGAACAGCAACGGCUGGCAGAAGCUCUGGGUGGUCUUCACCAACUUCAGUCUGUUCUUCUACAAGACCCACCAGGAUGACUACCCCCUGGCCAGCCUCCCUCUGCUGGGCUACUCCGUCACCAUCCCCUCGGAGGUGGAGAACAUCCACAAGGACUACGUCUUCAAGCUGCAUUUCAAAUCCCACGUGUACUACUUCAGAUCAGAGAGCGAGUACACCUUCGAGAGGUGGAUGGAGGUGAUCCGCAGUGCCACGGUGCCCUCCAGUCGCACACGCGUCCUCAGCAGGAAGGAGUCCCACCAGUACUGAUGCUCAGGAGGCUGUCGCUCACCCUCUACCGUCACCCCCCUCCCUCUCUCUCCCCCCAGCCCACUGACCCUCCCCCCAGCCCACUGUCUCU
This is a messenger RNA of Hypomesus transpacificus, 3419 nucleotides long. RefSeq names its product FERM, ARHGEF and pleckstrin domain-containing protein 1-like. Lineage: Eukaryota; Metazoa; Chordata; Actinopteri; Osmeriformes; Osmeridae. Gene Ontology annotation, cellular component: cytoskeleton. Bases 218 to 3328 code for a protein of 1036 amino acids. Gene Ontology annotation, molecular function: cytoskeletal protein binding; guanyl-nucleotide exchange factor activity. The record is from RefSeq and is a predicted model, not a curated record. The transcript has 27 exons.